Messenger RNA from Homarus americanus (American lobster), 438 nucleotides. RefSeq names its product protein GVQW3-like. The coding region runs from base 1 to 438 and encodes 145 amino acids. The transcript has a single exon. The record is from RefSeq and is a predicted model, not a curated record. Lineage: Eukaryota; Metazoa; Arthropoda; Malacostraca; Decapoda; Nephropidae.
AUGUCGGACUGCAAAACUGGGCAACGAGUUAACAUCGAGUGUCUCGUUAAACUUAAGAAAUCCGCGACGGAAACUUUUCAAUUAUUGACUGAGGCUUACGGUGAAGGUUGCAUGUCUCGUGCACGCGUUUUUGCAUGGCACAAACGAUUUUCGGAAUGCAGAGAAACUGUGAAAGAUGAUGACCGCCCAAGUCGUCCACGCACAGCAGUUACCGAUGACAACAUUGAAAAAGUGCGAGAUGUGGUUAGAAAAAACCGUAAGUUGGGUGUUCGAGCAAUAGCUGAGAAAGUUAAUUUAGACAGGGAAAGUGUUCGACGCAUUCUAACGGAAGAAUUGAACAUGACAAAGGUUUGUGCAAAAAUGGUUCCAAAAAUGCUAACUGAUGAACAACGCGCUAGCCCACAACGCUUUGUCUGUGCAGCAGUUUUUAGCCAAUAA